This is a messenger RNA of Cygnus atratus (black swan), 1296 nucleotides long. RefSeq names its product P2Y purinoceptor 2-like. Gene Ontology annotation, molecular function: G protein-coupled receptor activity. Bases 1 to 1296 code for a protein of 431 amino acids. The record is from RefSeq and is a predicted model, not a curated record. Gene Ontology annotation, cellular component: plasma membrane. The transcript is spliced from 4 exons. Lineage: Eukaryota; Metazoa; Chordata; Aves; Anseriformes; Anatidae. Gene Ontology annotation, biological process: G protein-coupled receptor signaling pathway.
AUGAUGAUCCUUCACGAGCUGGUGAGUGGCUGGAUGGAGUACCAAAAGCAGAUAGCCAAGCCGAAGAAGCAGGCGGGUCCGGUUUGGUCUUCUAGCAGCGCCACCAGACCGAACCACUCCAGCUUCUCCAGGCCACUGGUCCACUCGGUGCGCAGGGAGCGGUACCGGGACUGGAGGAAACCGGGACGGAUCAUCCGGAAGGCCACAAGCAGAGGAAGCCAAGCUGAGUGUGGCGGGGUCGGGUCCGAUUACCACGAGGUCGUGCUUGCUUGUGAAGAGCAGGACGUGGCCCCUUGCACCUGCCAGGUCUCCUCUGUGGUGCCUGUGGUCAGCAGGGAGGUGUCUGAGGAGCUGCUGGCCUUGCUCGCCUUCAUGAACACCAGCUCGGACUGCUUGCCCCAGGGGCUGCACCCUGCCAUCCCCGCCCUGGGGACCCUCCUCCUGCUGGGCUGCGUCCUGCUGAAUGGCGUGAGCUUCUGGGUCUUCUGCUUCCACAUCAAGCAGUGGGAUUCGGGCAUGAUCCUCCAGUUCAGCCUGGUCCUGGCAGACAUCGCCGUCAUCCCUGUUGCUCCACUCCGGAUUUCCUACCUCAGCCUUGGCAACCAGUGGCCAUUUGGCCAAUUUCUCUGCCAGCUCGAAGUCUUCCUGCACAGCACCCACAUGUACGGCAGCAUCUAUUUCCUGACGCUCAUCUGCAUCCACCGGUACUUUGUGGUUGUUCGGUACAAGAGCAAGUCCCUCUGGAAGAAGAGAACCUUCUUGAGAAAGCUGUGCUUGUUCGUCUGGCUCGUCCUCUUUGUCCAAGGGCUCCCUUUUUUCUUCGUCCUUAAAACUUCGGUUAUUGAUGGCUCAGAAAGAUGCCUGAAUAUUCACCAGUCGGACUUGUCCUCUGUUUACUUAGUCUACAACAUGGUUGUGGUUGUGUUCUCUUUCCUCCUGCCCUUUGCUGUUUCCUUGACCUGCGGUGCUCUGCUGGGAGCUGCCAUUGCUAAAGCAGCCAAGAGAAGCUCCAGAGGUAAGAAGAUGAAGAACAGGUCUCUGCAGAUGAUAACGGUGUCUCUAGUGAUUUUUGCCAUCUGCUUCGGUCCUCUGCACGUCUGCAGGACCAUAGGCGUCAUUGUGAAGUACUACGACAUGUCUUGCAAGCUCCUGCACCAAGUGGAAGUUGCCUACUACAUCAGCUGGGUCUUCACCAUGGCAAACACCUGCCUGGAUCCCCUGAUCUAUGUGUUUGCCAAUGACAAGUUUAAGAAGAGCUUUGCUGGCUCCUUCCGCAAACACUGGGGCACCAAGUGA